AACCAACCCAAAACUCAUUUAUCCUUGGAAUGCUAAAAGGUACUCAACUCAACUCAUCCAAUCAAAUAUCUUAAAGUUGAAGCACACAUUAACAAUACAAAAAAUACCCAAAAGAAAUCCUUCUAUAACCGUCGAAUUUCACGAGAGGAGAAGAAAAUUUCUGGAAAAAACGACGAAAUCCGUUAUCUGCAGACUGAGAGGCAGGCAAAGAAGUGCGUAGACCCCACUCAUUUUCUCUCUCCUCUGACGUGUCAUCCCAAAUUCCUAAUAACCUCUUCAUCUUGUAUUCUUCUUCUCGGAGCUCUUCUCUGUCCUAUAUAUCUUCUCUUUCUUCAGUGCACAUAUAAUAUAUUUACACACACCCACAUCACAUAAAAAGAGCUCCAAACUUUGAGGAGAGAGAAAGUGCAAAAGAAGAAGAAGAACAUGGAUCAUGCAGCGGAUGCAACUCGUACAGACUUGAUGACCAUAACACGUUUCGUAUUGAAUGAACAGUCGAAACGUCCUGAGUCUCGUGGUGACUUCACCAUUCUUAUGAGUCACAUUGUUCUUGGCUGCAAAUUUGUCUGCUCUGCUGUUAAUAAGGCUGGUCUUGCCAAGCUCAUAGGACUUGCAGGGGAGACAAAUAUUCAGGGUGAAGAGCAAAAGAAGUUGGAUGUUCUUUCAAAUGAAGUUUUCAUUAAGGCCUUGAUAAGUAGUGGCAGAACUUGCAUUCUUGUGUCUGAGGAGGAUGAGGAGGCAACAUUCGUUGAGCCAUCUCUACGUGGAAAGUAUUGUGUUGUUUUUGACCCUUUGGAUGGAUCUUCCAACAUUGACUGUGGUGUAUCGAUUGGCACUAUCUUUGGGAUUUACAUGGUGAAAGAUCUUAAUAAUGCAACUCUUGAUGAUGUCCUCCAACCUGGAAAAAAUAUGGUAGCUGCUGGUUAUUGCAUGUAUGGGAGCUCUUGCACGCUUGUCAUGAGCACUGGAAGCGGUGUCAAUGGUUUCACUCAUGACCCAUCUCUUGGAGAGUUUAUUUUAACUCAUCCGGACAUCAAGAUCCCAAAGAAGGGUAAGAUCUAUUCUGUGAAUGAAGGCAAUGCAAAGAACUGGGAUGGCCCAACAACAAAGUACGUGGAGAAAUGUAAGUUCCCUAAGGAUGGUUCAUCACCAAAAUCUCUCAGAUACAUCGGAAGUAUGGUAGCGGAUGUUCAUCGCACUCUACUUUAUGGUGGCAUCUUUAUGUACCCUGGUGAUAAGAAGAGCCCUAACGGAAAACUACGAGUUCUUUAUGAGGUCUUUCCCAUGUCAUUCUUAAUGGAGCAAGCAGGUGGACAAGCUUUUACUGGCGAACAACGGGCACUUGACUUGGUCCCAAAGAACAUACAUGAUCGUUCACCAGUAUUCCUUGGCAGCUAUGACGACGUUGAAGACAUCAAAGCACUCUAUGCUGCUGAACAGAAGAAUGCUUGAGCUUCAGCAGAUGUUAGAUCUACCUGAGUUCCCUCCAAUUGGAUCCAAAUUUACUUUCUACAUAUAACAGUGGUCACAACUGAACUUUGUGCCCGUAUAUAUGCUCCAUAAAUGUGCAUAACAUAGGAAUAUAUACAUUUACGUGAGCACUGGUUAAUUGUUAAGUAACUAUAUUUCUUCAUUAAUGUCAAUGGUAAACCUGUUCUAAACCA
Messenger RNA from Beta vulgaris subsp. vulgaris (sugar beet), 1664 nucleotides. Its product is annotated as fructose-1,6-bisphosphatase, cytosolic. Gene Ontology annotation, cellular component: cytoplasm; cytosol. Gene Ontology annotation, biological process: fructose metabolic process; fructose 6-phosphate metabolic process; fructose 1,6-bisphosphate metabolic process. The record is from RefSeq and is a predicted model, not a curated record. The coding region runs from base 427 to 1452 and encodes 341 amino acids. NCBI's taxonomy places the organism in Eukaryota, Viridiplantae, Streptophyta, Magnoliopsida, Caryophyllales, Amaranthaceae. Gene Ontology annotation, molecular function: fructose 1,6-bisphosphate 1-phosphatase activity. The transcript is spliced from 12 exons.